Messenger RNA from Odocoileus virginianus texanus, 914 nucleotides. Its product is annotated as cytoplasmic tRNA 2-thiolation protein 1. Gene Ontology annotation, cellular component: cytosolic tRNA wobble base thiouridylase complex; mitochondrion. NCBI's taxonomy places the organism in Eukaryota, Metazoa, Chordata, Mammalia, Artiodactyla, Cervidae. Gene Ontology annotation, biological process: tRNA wobble position uridine thiolation. Gene Ontology annotation, molecular function: tRNA binding. The record is from RefSeq and is a predicted model, not a curated record.
UCUGGGAGCCGUAGGCAAGACAGCUCCCAAAGCCUUGUGGGAGUCGUAGUCUCGGAGCCACUUCCGUACAGGAGUUCCGCGUGUUAGGCAGUUUGGGCGAUCCAGCACCGCGUUCUACUCAGGAGAACCGACCCCUCCCGCCUCUCCAGGACCCCACGAUGCCCGCCCCGCAGUGCGCCUCUUGCAACAAGGCGCGCGCCGCCCUCCGUCGUCCGCGCUCGGGCCAGGCUCUGUGCGGCGCCUGCUUCUGCGCCGCCUUCGAGGCCGAGGUGCUGCACACGGUGGUCGCGGGCCGCCUGCUGCCGCCCGGCGCCGUGGUGGCCGUGGGCGCCUCGGGCGGCAAGGACUCCACGGUGCUGGCGCACGUGCUGCGCGAGCUGGCCCCGCGCCUGGACAUCUCGCUGCACCUCGUGGCGGUGGACGAGGGCAUCGGCGGCUACCGGGACGCGGCGCUGGCGGCCGUGCGGCGGCAGGCGGCGCGCUGGGAGCUCCCGCUCACCGUCGUGGCCUACGCGGACCUCUUCGGGGGCUGGACGAUGGACGCCGUGGCCCGCAGCACGGCCGGCUCCGGCCGCAGCCGCUCCUGUUGCACCUUUUGCGGGGUGCUGCGGCGCCGCGCGCUGGAGGAAGGGGCGCGCCUCGUGGGAGCCACGCACGUCGUGACCGGACACAACGCGGACGACAUGGCGGAGACGGUGCUCAUGAACUUCCUGCGGGGCGACGCGGGCCGGCUGGCGCGGGGCGGGGGCCUGGGCUCCCCGGGCGAGGGGGGCGCCCUGCCGCGCUGCCGCCCGCUGCAGCUGGCGUCGCAGAAGGAGGUUCCCGACCGCCGACUUCCCAGUCGGUCCCCGACUUCUAGAGACUCCAGUUCCCUGCCAGGAUCCGGCGCCAUGGGGGCGCGGGGCCGCCUGUAA